This is a messenger RNA of Cydia fagiglandana, 4622 nucleotides long. RefSeq lists its product as uncharacterized. The transcript has 4 exons. Gene Ontology annotation, molecular function: RNA polymerase II transcription regulatory region sequence-specific DNA binding; DNA-binding transcription factor activity, RNA polymerase II-specific. The coding region runs from base 259 to 1857 and encodes 532 amino acids. Gene Ontology annotation, biological process: regulation of transcription by RNA polymerase II. Gene Ontology annotation, cellular component: nucleus. The record is from RefSeq and is a predicted model, not a curated record. NCBI's taxonomy places the organism in Eukaryota, Metazoa, Arthropoda, Insecta, Lepidoptera, Tortricidae.
GCAAAACAGUCGGUGCGCAACCAUCUUGUCAAAACUGGAGUUGGACACAAAUAAAUAUUAUAAAAUGUCCUAAAUCGCUCGUAAUGACAUAACAUUAUCUUCGUAUUUAGUAAAGUAUUGUGUUUAGUUUACGUUGGUGUUGUUUUCAACGCGGUUAUUAUACAUUUUACUCAAUAUUUCGAGUUUUGUGUUGCGUCAAAUGACGUCAUGUAUGUGAUUAUUAAACACGUAUCGUGGCUGUCGAGUUUGUAGUGAAUCAUGUUAGAGCAGGACGGCGACAGCGAGCCGGCGCACCACGCGCGCCGGCCGAUGAACGCGUUCCUAAUAUUCUGCAAACGUCACCGGAGCGUCGUGCGCGACAAAUAUCCUAACCUCGAGAACAGAUCCAUUACGAAGAUUCUAGGAGAAUGGUGGGCCAAUUUGGAUAAAGAAGAGAAAGCCUGCUACACAGGUCUUGCUAAACAGUACAAAGACGCCUUCUUCAGCGCCAACCCUGACUUCAAAUGGUACAAGCUCCCCGCCCCGCCACUCCGCACCCACACCUCCCGACCCAGAGAGACCAACGAGAAGGCAAGUGACUCCCCCGACAUAUUAGAAUACCACGAGGUCGAGCUGGAAAAAACCAACAACAACUCCACCAAGGUUGACCUCAACAAGAAGCCUAUUACCGAGAAUGCCUUCGAAACCGACCCUAAAACCCUAUCCAUGUUCACUCCCGGAAAACUGGCCGACGAAGCCCAGAUGGGAGGCCUGAGCAGCCUCCUAGCCGCCAAGACUGAAAACAAAACUCCAAACCCUUACUACUCACCUCCUUCUUAUAAAAUAAACACGAUCUCAAACGCCAGAUCUCAUACUAUUAUAGAGGCGGAUAUGAAAGGUUUCACCCGAGAAGAGAUGCUGCAAGAUGCACUCUCGGAAACAUCUAAGAUAUUCGAAGAGUUCGAUGACCAAAAAGGUCGCCUUUAUUACAGCGCCACAAACGACCAACUCACUAAUCAGGAUGUCAUCGAUCAGAUUGUUGAAAAACGGUACUCUAGAGACGACGAGUACAGCUACCAGCAACAUUGGUCAGAAGACGAAAAGAAUAUGAGAUCCGACAGAUCGUGCAAAGGGAAGAGAUACCAGGAGUUCAUGGCUGGAGGUGGACUGAUAGUUAACAAGAGGCAGAAAAGAGAUUACUCCGACAAGAUGCCAGACGAAAACUACAACGCCUCGUGUAGUUGGGAGCCUGGUAACCCGCGCAGCGAAGAGUUCGUAGCUUACGAUACGAAACAAAGUAUGUCACCUAACGAAACACCGGCCGAAAGCGAAUUUAAACCCGACGAAACCGAAGCACCCAAAGCAGACAAUAACUUAAACAAACCUUUUAAGGCUGCAGAUUUUGAUUUAGACGCGAAAAUUAAAGCGUUGCCCUCACUUAGUUUAGAAAAGUUUCAGCAAAAGAAACGCGAGAACAAACGCAAGAAAAAGACUAAUAAUGGGAAACCGAAAUCGUUCGAGAGCUCCCAUAUAGUCAACUCCGUUCCUAGGCCUUACCCGAGCGACCGGUGGGAGACGGCCGAGUCCUGGCGCCAAAACGUCAUAGGCAGUCAAAAACGGAAACCGAGGAAAAUCAGCAUCACAAGGCUCGAGAUUAACAGUUUAAUUUCUAGCGUAGAUUUAAAGGAAGCGCAUAACAUCAGCCCUGAAUUCAAAAUCGCCACGGAAGCGCCUUGCGGCGUCCAAAACAUGGAGACGCGUAAAUCUCCUGGCAACGUCGACCUGCUGGCACUGGCCACGCUGGCCGAAGUCGCAGCGAGCACGUCCAAAAUAGAAGAGGCGUCCAUCGAAAACAUUAUGGCCGCCAACCAGGGCUAACGCUUCCAAGGUAUAACAUACCAACACCAUUAGCCUUAAAAAGAUAUUCCAAAAAUUAUUUACUUUAUAAUCAGAUAAUAUUUAUAUAUAGAUCUACUUUUACAUACGCAUAAAGAUUAAUAUUAUUGUACACUUUUAAUUGUAGUUUUUAUAAAGUAGAUUAUAGAUUUUAUUUAUAUGGAAAUAAAAAUCUAUAUAUGUAUACUUUAGUUGAGUACGGCGUUUAGGCUGCUACGUUCUGCUUUAUUAGGUAUAAAGGGUGAUAGAUAGGUAAUUAUUGAUAUCACACAAAAUAAAAAAGAAGGCAUAAUCUUAUACGUUUUAAGGAAUACAAAAGUAAUCCCCAAGAUAGAGUAUAUUAAUGAAAUAACACGUUCCGAGGCAAAACGUGAUUUAUCUAAACGGAGCGUGGUAUUUUCAUGUAUUCAUCACAAUUUACUAUAAGUUAUGAAUGCCAAACAUAAGUCAUUAUGUAAGUAUAUACAACCUCAUUAUUUGUUUUCAUAUAACAUUAGUUUAUUUAAAUCGCCUUAAUUUAGAUUUAAAAAUGAAUACCAAGACAUCACAUGCAUAGACUGCAUUGCAUUUUUAAAGGGUGUUAUUUCGGUUAGCAUGCCGUGCAGGUUUCAGAAUUUUAUUAUUUUUUAUACAGACGAUUUUAUUGCGUGUAAAAUUAAUCAAGAUACUAGAAACAUCGUCCCCUUUUAUUGGGUUUUUGUUAGUAAACAGCAAGGAGCGGAAUCGUCAUAGCAAACAUUUAAAUAUCAAAGGGAGAGACUAAAAUAUUUUAUCGUCAGUCGAUAACUGACACAGCGCAACAAUAAGAUGAAUAGCAUUUUUUUAUAAUUUUAAUACUAUAAUUAGGUGCCUUAAAUAUUUUAAGGGACAUGUGUUAUAAAAUAAAUAUAUCCCACUUAAAUAAAUAUUCUGCAUCAGGUAAAGUACCUACAUAAAAUUAAAUAGAAGAAAACAGUAUAAAUGUAAAUUAUAUUUGAAAUCUUUUCGGCAUAAACUAAAUGUUCUGAUCAAAUGAAAGAAUGGCUUCCAUCUUAUUAAGUUUAUAAUAUUUAUUUGACGUGUUUCGUUGAUUAUAGAUAGCAGAUAGAUAAAAUAUAUUGUUAUUUCCCUUUGACAUUAGGAUUUGUAAUUUUGUACUAUGACGAUUCUUUCCCUUGGUAAUCAGAAAUUUAUGGAAACGUUAAUAACGUUUAGUUGAACGCUAGAGUUAUCCUAAAGGCCUUACAAGCCGGCCAAAUUUAUUUGUGAGUUAAACUCGCAAUUUAGCACUUGUGAUAAACCUUUUCUAAGAGUUAGAUGAUAAUUAUGUUUCUCCUAUCAAUUUUUACUUUCACUCAUUCUCUUUUAUAAAUUAUUGUUUAAUAAAUGGAGAUAUCUACAUUUAACUUACUAAAUCCUAUUUAAAAGAACAUUCUCAUUUUAUUAACUGUUCAUUGUUUAGUAAAUAUACAAAAUAAUUGUAUCCCUUUAGGUACCUGAAACUCAAAAACUUCAUGUGUAUCAUGAAACAAAAAAAUAUAUUACAACUUUGUAAUUUAAGUUAUUUUAACCAAUUUUAAGUUCACACCAUUGUCACUAGCUUACUUUCGGAACAGUGUUUCUCAAAUUGUUUUCUUUUUCUUAUUUAUUUGUGAUGGACUUACUUUUUCUGUGAUUUAUUCUGUCGCCUAUGGAGUUUCCUGAGGCCAUGAGCUUCUGUUGCAGGUCUAGUCUAGAAUUUGUAUUGAAAUUCAAAAGUGCACUUAUAUUUUUUAAAGUUACAGACAUAGACACGCGCCAUAAUGUGACAUGCUCAUCCAAAGACCAAAUGUAUUUAGCAUAGUAUAGCUAGGUAGGUACUGUAUAAUAUUAAAUGAUAUAAGUAAGUGGUAUAUUAUAGUAUCUAUCAUAUUUAUAUGUAAAAAAAAACAUAGUUAUAUGACAUUGCAAAUGUCCAUUUUAUAUUAAAUGUAGCUUGUUGCAUUUUUGUUUUAAAAACCAUGUACUCUUCGCGGAGCUUAAAUUUAUUUGUUGAUUUUUUAUAUAAAGAUUUACGGAUUGUUACGUUUUAAUUGAAAAUUGGUGAGCUUUUUAAGGUUCCUAAAUGAGAUUUAAAAUUUGGCUUGGUCAGUAUAAAUCUAACAUCACAAUUACUGAAUGUCUUAUGAAAAAAUGAUUGCCUUGUGUAAGACGAAGCCUUAUUUUACCGCACUAGAGUUAAGAAAAGUUGAAAUGGGGCCAGUCUGCGGUCGGGCCGAUUCGCACUUGUUCAGGAUCGAUCGUGUAAGGAGGUAGGGAAGUAAUAGUAAUGGACUCGAUAAGUGUAAAUUAAUUAGUCAGAAGUACCUUUUGACGCACUAAGUCCAUUAUCGUAUUGGUGCUAAGAGAUCUGUUUUUCAAAUUUCAUUUAGAUGCCUCCAUUGCUAAACUUACUUCUAUUUAUCGCAAUGGAUGGUUCGUAGAAGUGAUAUAAUCGAAUUAUUGUUAAUUUUAAGCCAUCGCUCGCAAUCAGUUUUCAUUAAUUAGUAAUUAAAAUUAUAUUAUUCACCUCGCAACUUGGUUACGAGAUGAAUACAAUUGUUUCGUUGUUAAAUGUUUGAGAAACACUGAUCUAUAUUUUUUAUUAGUUAGGCCAUAGGGCAUAAUAAAGUCGGCACCCAAAGUGUAUUUGGUUCCAAAGUAUAUAUUGUUGAAUGUUUUGUUACUGGAGAAUGUGGUUCGAUAAUUAUUAUAUCCUUUUAUUGUAGAAAUAAAGUUUAUUCAUAUUA